Molecule: messenger RNA, 1962 nt
Organism: Carcharodon carcharias (great white shark)
Lineage: Eukaryota; Metazoa; Chordata; Chondrichthyes; Lamniformes; Lamnidae
Product: tapasin-related protein-like
Exons: 7
Coding region: 120-1460 (446 amino acids)
Source: RefSeq, a predicted model, not a curated record
UAAACAGUGGCCCGGAAACUGCCGCGAAGAAAAGUGAAAGCAAAAAUGCAGACAGCUCUCUUGGUCUCACCACCCCCACGGUGUAAAAGAUUGACCGGUCAAGCCAGAGGCCAAGGAACAUGCCUCACGAUGUCCACUGGCUGCUGCUCUACUUGGUCUUGCUGGUGGGUGUAGAGUCCGGGCUUCGCCAAGCUGCCGACUUGGUGCUCGAUUGCUGGUACAUAGAGGACCGGGGCGGACUGGGAGUCAUGGGCGUGGCCUUCAAUCACGAGAAAGCGCUGCUCAUCCUCCGCAACAUCAGCAUCUCGGGCGACGAGGAGACAUCUGCCUGGACCGACUAUGAGGUGCAGGAUAAGGAUCGGGAGCACAUCAUCUUCGAGGCACUUGUGUCGGACGUACCGAUCCCAGAUGGAGAUGCCCUGCUCCACGCGGAUUGUGAAGGACAGGAGGUGACCUGCGAUAUCAGCAUGCUUGAGGGUCCUAGCGAGCGGCACGAGGGCGAGGACAAGCCCCGGACCACCUUCAGCGGAGGUCUGCGCAUCGCCGGGAUAGGCCUCGGAGUCUCCCUCGUGUUCAGAACGAUUCCAGUCACUGAGGAGGAGGGGGGAGAGCGGAGGAUCAACGAGAGGCUGAACGUGGAACUCAGCACCUCCGGCACGAUCCCACUCUCCGUGGAAUUCAUCCUCUACACACACACUGCGUCUCUCCGCACCACUCUGGGCCGGAACCUCCUCCUGGACUGCGGUUUUGUAGGAGCUGAUCCCGACUCGGUCUCUGUGGAAUGGCGCGUCCAGCACAAAGGAGCCGGCCGGAUAAUCUACAGCCUAGCGGGGGGCGAGGGGGUUUCGGAGAGGGAGGGAGCCUCCAUAGAGAACGAGAGAGUCCACAGUGAGGGCAACGUCUCACUACACAUCCAGGAUUUCACCAUGAAGGAUGAGGGAACCUACAUCUGCACCAUCAAGAGCAACAGGGGUCAAGCACAACAGGCUAUCGUCGUGGAGGUGAUGGAGCCCCCUUGCGCGGUGUUGAAAGCGGAGACCCUGCACUUUGAGGCGGGGGUGCGCCAGGACCUCGCCUGCGAGAUUUCCCGCUACUAUCCCCUGGACGUGUCGGUCAAGUGGUCCGAGGAGAGCGAGGCCGAUGACCAGGGCCCCCUGGCCCUCCCCGGGGUCUCUUACUCCAGCCACCGCCGGAAUAAAGACGGGACCUACAAUCUCUCUUCGCAGGUGUCGGUCACUCCCAGCCUCGAGGGGACUUCCUCAGUCUACACCUGCGAGGUAACUCACGUCGCCCUCGAGGAGCCUCUCCGUGUCUCCCUCCGACUUGACGCUCCAACAGGUUACCCCAUCGCGAUGCCUGGAUUCAUCGUCUCCUCGGUCCUCUUCCUGCUGACCCUCCUGUACUUCUGCCGACCCUCUCAGGGACCCAGUGACAGGACAGGACAGAGGAAGUUGAGUUGACCCCGCCAAGCCUCCGGCCUGUUUGCCCGGCUUGACAUACAAAACGGCCACCACUGGGCCCGGAAGCCUGCCGCUUCGAAGUGACGCCAAGCCCUGCCUUCCCCGUCCGCUCGGUCGACGGAAACCCACCGACCACCGUGCUCCCCUCGUCUAGCCCCUCCUCACGCCGCAUUAACUCCCGCUCUGCUUUCAGGGAUAGGGGUGUCAUGGUCGCGCCCCCCCACCCCUCGCUGAGGCCAGGAGCUGUCACCUGCGUCAAGACGAUGGAGUCGUCGUGAAAUGGAGGCACUGCAGAAGGAAGGAAGAGGCCCAGGCUCUUACCCUGGCCUCUGCGGAGCUAACUGGAUGGACCCCCUCAACCCGCCCAGCAAAGACCAACCCCUCUAAUCCCCUCACUCUCCCAGCAAAGACCAUCCCCUCUAAUUCCCUCACUCUCCCAUCGAAGACCAUCGCCUCUAAUCCCCUCACUCUCCCAUCGAAGACCAACCCCUCUAAUCCCCUC